Molecule: messenger RNA, 2589 nt
Organism: Seminavis robusta
Lineage: Eukaryota; Bacillariophyta; Bacillariophyceae; Naviculales; Naviculaceae
Source: the annotation of a GenBank genome assembly
ACCGGUAGUGGCCUGCUCAGGGACGGCAGCAACAACGUUGCUUCGGAAACACACAGCCCUCAGCCCUCCAAAUCAUUGUAUUUUUUUUAAAAAUAUCAGUACCUGCAGACGGUCGCAGCAGCAGAGACAAUCACACUCCAGCCUCUUUGGAAGACACGAUGACAGUCAAUGAAUCUCCGUCGCACACUGCUACACCUGCACAAGUACCUCUACCAUCCAUCCAAGAAGAAGAUCGGAAUCUCGUCAUGGCCACGACGCCUUCUGCCACUCAUUCCUCGAUUGGCGGUACCAGUAGUGAGAAGGCAGAUUCCCAAGUACGCAUGAAUGUUCUUCUCCAAACAGGAGUACUCUCGGAUCAGGAUGAUGCCGUUACUUCUACGACAACUACCGAUACCAGUAUAGAGCACUCAGAAUCAGGUCUUACGGACAAGGCCAACAGUACAGGUACAAGUACAGGUACAUGUACAGGUACAUGUAAUAGCAUGCAAAAAGAGAAUGCCGAGGAAGAGGCCACCAGAUUGCAGAUGGAUGUACUUUUUCAAGUGGGUAUUCUCUCAUCAGAUCAUGACCGUGCUGGCACCAGCACAGAGACCACCACUGUCAAAAAGCGUCUACCAGUCCCAACUCGGGAUUGUAAUGCAUCGUCCAAUGGCGGACCCAGGGAAAGUUACAACAACAAUAGUGGCAGUGAGGUGCCACCAGCGCCGCAGCUGGGGAGACUUGUCCAAGGGACUCCCAUUCGCCCUUCUGUGCCGGGGGCACAUCGGGCAACACCUUUGGAUGGGGAGGAACCACAAUCAGCAGGUAGUACGGCUGACAUGGAUGCUAGUCUCAUGUUUGGUAUUGAUCCAUCCGAACAAGAACAACAAGAACGAUUGGCAACACAGCUCGAAGAAGGAUUACCCAAAGCCCGACCAGUCAUGGAGGAGGAUGGUCCUCGCCAAAGUGCAACACGUUGGGGUCUACAAGAGCAUGAGGCGUCCCAGAAGAGAAAGUACAAGGAGCACUUGUCUGUAACUGCCAAUUUUGUUCUCAUGGGACUUUGUUGUGUGGUUGUCAUUGUGGUUGCGUUUGCAGCAGCAAGCCUUGCCAAAAACAAGAACUCUGACUCCCCUGUAGUUGAGACCACCACCAGCAUCAUCAACCAGACGAGUCAGUCAAGUAAUACGCAGUCAACCUCAUCAAUGUGGACUUGGGACUUGCCAUUUGCCAUCCCCAACAACAGUACAGUCAACUUUCUAUACCACGACACUCAGCAAACUUCCGCGCAGUUCAAGGCUUACAACUGGAUGAAGGCAGAUCCUUAUUUGCACAAUUACACCGAGAAAAGACUCUUACAGCGCUUUGCAUUGGCUACCUUCUAUUAUGCGACAAACGGGGAGAACUGGACUCGACAGGGUGGUGAAACUACUGCAGUUGAAACCAAUACAAUAAAUACACUCGCAGAGUUCACACCAAACAAGACCUUACCACUACCAAGUCAACCACCACCAUCACCACAUCAAUACCUUGACAACAGCACUACUAGUAUCAACAAUGACAAUGCCCCAACGCCAAUGCCACACAACUUGAUUGUCCAUGUCAAUGUAACGUCUGAAAAAUGGCUGUCCUAUGAGCAUUCUGAAUGUGACUGGUUCUCCACAGGACUGACAUCACCCUACAAAAUGCCAGCUUGCGAUGAGAAUGGCAAUUUUCAUCACUUGGGCCUUACCAAUGCCAAUCUACAAGGUACUUUACCUCCGGAACUGGGUCUCUUGACAUCACUCAGAGUCAUUGGGUUUGGCCGUAACCGCAUUGAGGGUCCCAUCGUUACAGAAAUUGGUAACCUCCGAAAGUUAGAAGGGCUUCAUUUAUCGGGAGGCAAUCAGUUCACUGGGAUAAUCCCCAGUGAGAUAGGAUUGCUCUCUGACACGCUGACAGCAAUCAGCGUAAAUGAGAAUGCUCUGACGGGGAAGCUUCCCAUGGAACUAUGGAAACUCUCCAAUUUGAGCCUAAUCAAAAUCUCCCGAACCAAGUUGUCGGCUACAUUGCCAUCCAAUAUUGGCCACCAGCUGUCCAAGACGAAGCUGCUGAUGUUGCAAGGUUCCCAGUUUUCAGGGACACUUCCCAACUCACUUGGGCUGAUGACAGAUGUUGUCAAUGCUGACUUUGGACAGAACAGAUUUGUUGGAUCCCUGCCCACAGAACUAUCCCAGUGGCAACUGCUAACAAGAUUUUCAGCGAGAAACAACCAAUUGACAGGAAAGGUGCCAUCAGAGCUGGGAUUGCUCCCAUUCUUGAGAGAUCUCUGGCUGGAGAUAAAUCCAGGGAUCAGUGGGUCACUCCCAGCUAAUCUGGAACAGCUCAAUAUCACCUUGAUAUCUUUGAGAAUCAAGGGAACUGGCAUCACAGGCACAAUCCCUGCAGGGUUGUGUGCAAUUGAGGAGCUGAGCUUUGACUGCUCAGAGACUCUGUGUGGCUGCGAACAAUGCCGGUGCCAAUAACCAUCUAAAUAGUUAGCUUGCACAGAUUCGCACUCAUGGAUAAGGGGCUUUCUCUCUCUAUGUUGCAAAACGUUUAGUUUAUGUUGUAUUUAAUAAAGUACUGCAC